AUGGCAGUGGAGGCCGGAAAGAUAUACUCUUCUCUCAAGGUAAUAUUGCUGGCGAUAUUACUCCUCCGCACGAGCUGUUGCGGAUCUGCGCAUCAGCCGCUGGGGAAUGAAAGCACCCGCAACUGCAAUGGCUCCACGAGCGAAUGCCGCCUUUCCUCCGAUCCAGACGUCGAGUUCUUGAUGGAUUCCGACGUAAACAGACGGCUUCUGCUUGACCCACCAAGAGUUAAUGCUGGCUUAAAGGCAGGACCCUUCGUAGGCACUUGUGGUGGCGGGAAAUCUGUAGGCCGCUGUUUAAACGGAAAGGGGUGCGUAAAGAAAGAUGAUUACUUUCGAGGAUGCUAG
This is a messenger RNA of Malania oleifera, 345 nucleotides long. RefSeq lists its product as uncharacterized. The record is from RefSeq and is a predicted model, not a curated record. NCBI's taxonomy places the organism in Eukaryota, Viridiplantae, Streptophyta, Magnoliopsida, Santalales, Ximeniaceae. The coding region runs from base 1 to 345 and encodes 114 amino acids. The transcript has a single exon.